AUGACUGGCUUUGACCAGUGGAAUAUGGGCAAAUGUGGCAGUCUGCCAGUCCAGAGUGGAGGCUUUAAGAGAGCCAUCCUCUUCCCACCCAGUCCUGGGCAAGGGCCAUGUCUCCUUCCUGCCCCAGAGGCGGGGACAGACCCCUCGCUGCUUCAGCGACUCCCUCGGCGGUCCUGCCCGUACCCCCGAGCCUCCCCUCUCCCGCCUCCUCCCCGCCGACCCGGUGCGGACACCUCGGCCCGCAGCCCCCGAGGCUGCAAGGCUGGGCAGAGGCAGCGACAGGGACCGGAUGAGGACAGCGACGGGGUCCGGUUUGGAAGGCAGCGACGAGAACAAAAGCAGGGACGCAAUCAAGGCAGAAACCGGGCAGGGCCGGAGCGGUGGCCCUUCUCCUCUCCCCACCCCGCCCGCGCCCCAGCCCGCAGCCCCCCGGGCCUGGCCCCGCUCGCGGCCUCGGGGAGGCUCGGGCGGCGCCCCCGCGGGACCCACCUGAUCCGCAGAACUGGGCGCGCUUGGCGAUGGACCACGCCUCGGCUCCCGGCUGCGGGGGCGCCCUCGGCUGUCCGAACAGCGGCCGGGCCGCCUCCGCCCGAGCCCGGCGGGUGUGCCGCCUGCGCUCCGGCCAGACGCCCGGCGCUCUCCUCCGAGGCAGCGGGCGGCGCGCAACGGGCCGGGGCGCGAAGGAGCGGGGAGCUCUCGGCAGCGAGCGGCGCACUCCCCGCUCGGCACCGCCCGAGGCUAUUUAUGCAAAGCGGGUCCCGCCCCGGACACAGACAGCGGAGCCGCCGACCACGCCAGGGCUCCUUUGCCGGUGAUGAUAAAAAAAAGAAACAAUGACUGACAGUGGCUCAAGUGAUGGUACUCAUCAUGAUCAAAAUCAAAUAUGAUGACACAGGAAACAUAAAACAUGUAAAGACAUUACUCUGCUCCCGUUAAACCUGAUGUCAUGGUCUUGAUUUCAGCAACACAUGGUCAGUCACAUUAGUUUGAUGUUGCUAAUUUGGAUUUUAUUGGUUUUGUGGUUAUGUUUGUAUUAGAAGAUGUGUUUUGGUUUUAUGGUUUGUUUAUAGAACUGUGAGUGACAGGACUUCAUGUUUAAUUUUAGGUUUAUAGUUCAGUAACAAUAAA
This is a messenger RNA of Eptesicus fuscus (big brown bat), 1128 nucleotides long. RefSeq names its product basic salivary proline-rich protein 2-like. The transcript has 3 exons. The coding region runs from base 1 to 837 and encodes 278 amino acids. Lineage: Eukaryota; Metazoa; Chordata; Mammalia; Chiroptera; Vespertilionidae. The record is from RefSeq and is a predicted model, not a curated record.